UCUCAAAUCAGAAUCCCCUCCCUUCGAAACACUCAUCAGUAUCUCCUCAAUUUCUUAUCAUCAAACGCUCAUCAGCUACCAGAGCCGUUCGAUCAUCCCGAUCCAAUGGCGGAGCUUCACCAGCAGUCUCAACAGCAGUACGGUGGCCAACAGCAGCACCAGCCCCGGUCCCACCAAGUGGUCAAGGCUGCCACGGCCGUAACCGCAGGUGGUUCCCUUCUGAUACUCUCGGGUCUAGUCCUGGCCGCCACGGUCAUCGCUCUGACCAUCGCAACCCCACUGUUCGUGAUAUUCAGUCCGGUUCUCGUCCCAGCGCUGAUCACCGUGGGGCUGAUCCUAACAGGGUUCCUGACCUCGGGCGGAUUCGGUGUUGCGGCGAUCACAGUGUUAUCGUGGAUAUACAGGUACGUCACAGGUAAGCACCCACUGGGAGCUGACCAGCUCGACCAAGCUCGGCACAAGCUCGCCAGCAAGGCUAGGGAGAUGAAGGACAAGGCCGAGCAGUUUGGGCAGCAGCAUCUCACCUCCGGCCAGCAGCAGUCUUAAGAUUCUUCACCAUGCAUGCAUAGCUGUACUUUUGGAGUUAGGGUUCCGAUCGAUGACGUGGCCGCUUUGGGUGCGUCGAUUAUAAGAGUUAUGUCAUGAAUAAUAAGAAAAGCUAGCUCAUGUGAAUGUUGAUGUGGAUGGGAGAGGUUACUUUUUGUUAAUUUAUUUUCUGUUUAUGGUGAAGACAUUUUCUGUUUGUUCUUUUUUCCUCUUUAUUUCUUUUUGUCUUCUUGUGUUGUGGUCUCUGUUUCGUUCUUGUAAGAGAAAUUUAUGUGUUAAAUAUGGACUUUUUUUUUUCUUUCUUCAAACAUCUCUUUUAACUUCAUUUUCUUCUUUAUAACACUAAAAAAAACAAAUAAUGUGUUGGUGGCGUCAUGAAAUGUGCACGCGUGUGAUUUUUGGUAAGAGUCGAACUUGUAUGCAAUGCAGCACGUGUCAGGCAAUAAACUUCAAUGUGCACGAGUGUGAUUGUUUGAAGUGCAUGAUUAAACAGUACACGUAAUUGGACUUGUGACUGACUAGCAUAAAACGAGACAUAAAAUUAUAUAUGAAUUAUCAUGAGGGUAUAUUCCUGAAUUAUUAAGCAAUAAAAUGUAAGAACUAAAUUAGCCCGUCUUUUUCGGAGUUGUAAAACGUUAUUUAAAACCUGUAAUUG
Messenger RNA from Humulus lupulus (European hop), 1201 nucleotides. RefSeq names its product oleosin 1-like. Gene Ontology annotation, biological process: sexual reproduction; lipid storage. The record is from RefSeq and is a predicted model, not a curated record. Gene Ontology annotation, cellular component: membrane; extracellular region; monolayer-surrounded lipid storage body. NCBI's taxonomy places the organism in Eukaryota, Viridiplantae, Streptophyta, Magnoliopsida, Rosales, Cannabaceae. The coding region runs from base 106 to 546 and encodes 146 amino acids. The transcript has a single exon.